UUCCUACGGCACAAUGCAUUGCUCAAGAACAAGUCUGGCGUGCUGGACGGCAAGCGUGUUGAGUACUUCAAGGGCAAAAACGCACUCAAGGCUUUGCAGAGCGAUGCAUACCAAGCAUUGAGCGCCAAGAACCCUACACUGCCCAAAAUCACAAACUUGCAGGAAGCAGGGGAAGCGAUGCGCUUGCUACCGAUCCAUCUGCUCGCGCUACGCGUUGAUUUAUUAGAAAAGGAGAAGGCCAAGAAGGGUGCUUCGCAAGCGAAACCAUCUCGCAAGGUGCAGAUCAACCGUCAGCAAGAAAUCAGCGAAGAGCACAGCUACGUCUGGUUCUAUGAGUACAUCCCUCUGACCACCAAACUGGCUGGUCUAGGAUUGCUUGUGAUCGUCUUGCUCAUCAUCAUGUACCCCUUGUGGCCCACACGCAUGCGUUUCGGUGUCUACUACCUCUCCUGGAUCGCUCUGGGCUUCGUGGCUUUGCUCAUGGCUAUCGCUGUUGUGCGUCUCAUUCUCUACCUCAUCACCAUGUUUGCUGCACCUCCAGGAAUUUGGCUGUAUCCUAAUCUGUUUGAGGAUGUCGGUUUCUUUGACAGUUUCAGGCCUCUCUGGGCUUGG
Molecule: messenger RNA, 612 nt
Organism: Protomyces lactucae-debilis
Lineage: Eukaryota; Fungi; Ascomycota; Taphrinomycetes; Taphrinales; Protomycetaceae
Product: translocation protein Sec62
Exons: 2
Biological process (GO): post-translational protein targeting to membrane, translocation
Cellular component (GO): endoplasmic reticulum membrane; endoplasmic reticulum
Source: RefSeq, a predicted model, not a curated record